AUGGCGGCGAAGAGGCUGCGGAACGAGACAGACGACGGCGACUCGGAGAUGUUGCCGGGGGACAAGAGGUUGAGGAGCCUUCACUGCUUUGCAAAGUUAGUGGCCGCUCUGAUUCUCCAUUCUCCGCAACCGAACUCCUCAAUUCUAUCUCACGAUACUUCCGAGACCCAAGGAUAACCAUAUUUCUCAAAGAAAACCACACUACAGUUCACGACGGCCUUCCGGGGGCGAGCAAAUGAUCUCUGAACUCCUCGCUCCUCCCCUCCGGCUCCACGCUAAUUCAUCUCCUCCACCUACGUAGGAGUGACUGAACACCAGAAAGAGAGAUAAUUUAGGAUUGUUUCAUGUUCCCUUGAUUACCCGGUUGGCCCCGGCCCGUGUGAUCCGGCGGCCGGUCGAUCACGAACAUUGCCGGACUGAUCCGUGGCCAGCUCGUAGAAUAUUCUUGCUCGUGACCCUUGCUUAUGGAAGCCUGGGCCGGACUUUCCGAGGUAUUUCUGAUGGAUUAUCGCCUCUUUUUCAGAGCCGUUAGAGGGGUUCUUGCGGCGAACGAAUUCAAGCACUUCUCUAUCGUCUUGGAGCCAAUGAUCCGGAAAGUGGUAAGAUUUAUGGCCACCAUUAAUCCACUCUGAUAUCUGUGAACUUGGGUGCAAUAUUAUCCUCAUCCUGAUCAAAGAAGAGUAUACCAUGUUUGAUGCCUUAAAUGGAGCUCUUUGGGAGAAAUAAUGGCUGGAAUGAGCUGACAUCACCUUCCCGUUCUUGCCCAUCUCCAGGUGCAUGAGGAGGUGGAGCGUGGACUAUUCCAAGGCGUGAUAUCCCUCCAAAGGUGACUACAAAAUUCCGUGGGCUUGUUUUUCUCAUAAGAAUAUCCGCCGACCCCCAGUCCUCUCUCUCUCUCUCUCUCUCUCGGAGUAUAGAAAAACCCGUGGGGUUAAUUGAUUAUCCACUGCCUAUUCAGACCUCCCCGGAUGCAAGUCCAAGCAGCGGAGUGUACCACUCUGAUGCUCGUCUUCGAGAAACCGUUGACUCUCCCGAUCUUCACUGGGAGCAAGGUUGAAGACGAGGAGGGGAAACCUCUUCGUGUGACCCUCGUGGACACCAGCCAUGGAGGAAGGUCCUUGGUCAUGCUCCCAUCGCCGGUCAAGGUGGAAAUCGUCGUCGUUGAUGGGGACUUCCCCGGGGAGAGGGAAGAGUGGACGAAAGAGGAGUUCGAAAAGAACAUAGUAAAGGAGAGGACGGGGAAGAGGCCGCUGAUCACUGGAGACGUCAACUUCAUCCUCAGAGAAGGGAGCGCCACCAUUGGAGAGAUUAAUUUCACUGAUAAUUCUAGCUGGAUAAGGAGCCGACAAUUCAGGAUCGGUGCGAAGGUCAUUGGAGAGACCAGUGGAGGAAUGAGGAUCAAGGAAGCAAUUACAGAUCCCUUCAUGGUGAAAGAUCACAGAGGAGAAUGUAAGUUCAACUCUCUGUCUCUUUUCCUCUACAUUUCGGUUCUACGUCUAGUAGAUCCCUUCAUAUUCGGUUUCUUUAGUCGGAAAACUCUAGACAAAUCCACUGAUACGGCUUCCGUCAUAUGUACUACCUUAACUCUCUCUCUCUCUUCUCUCUCUCACCCUCCCGGCUUUUUAUUGGUCACCGCUCAUAAAUGAUGGCCAAAUGGAUGACGGAGAUGGUCAGACGAGCAUUCCCCAUCUCCAUCCCCAUUAUUAGGUGGGUCACUUGCAUCGGAUCAGGCAUGAGGAUGCCUGAUCAUCGCCUCGCAGAAACCUAAACCUUGCUUGACCCCUAAAAAUGCAGCUUUACAUGUGCCCUCUAGAAGCUCACACCGGUAAAGACUGGAGAGAAAUACCCCAUCUUUCAGCCAUGAAAAUCGGCGGUGUCUCUCCAUCUCAGCAACCCAAUUGAGAAUUCCCCCCUGGGACAGUUUGGGGGCCGAUGGGGUCCCUCUCUCUCUCUCUCAUGCGACCCAGUCCUCUCUCUCUCUCUCUCUCUCUCUCGCCGACUCUCUCUCCCUCUGUCUCUUUCUCUUUCCCCCUCUCUCUGUCUCCCUCUCCCCAUGAGCCAGUACAGCUCAUACCAAACAAAAUGAAGUGAGACCCACACAUCCCGGGCGGAUCUCCUUACUGGCCAUUAAUGGAGAUUCCCAUGAUCUGAGCCUAACCUCCCCUUUGUGUCGUCUUUGACAGCGUACAAGAAGCACUAUCCGCCGGCUCGGUCUGACGAAGUCUGGCGGCUGGAGAAGAUCGGGAAGGACGGGGUCUUCCACAAGAGGCUGCAAGCCGAGAACAUCAAUACCGUUCAUGACUUCCUCGCCCUCUCCUUCGUCGAUCCUGAGCGCCUCCGAUCUGUAAGCAUUUCCUCCCCUCUCUGGGCCUUCCUUCCUUCCUUCCGCCGCCGGUCUCCCACUUCGACGAAAUGACUGAACUGCUUCUGCUUGUGGGAAGAUCCUCGGCCCGACCAUGUCGGAGAAGACGUGGGAGGCCACGCUGGCCCACGCGAGGACCUGCGACAUGGACAGCAGCCCCUGCCUCCUCCGGCGAGACCACCGCGUCCUCCCGUUUGACCCCGUCUGCGAACUCCGCGGGGUCCUCGUUAACGGCCACCCCCAGCCCAUCCACAGUCUCGGCAGUCCUAGGCGGGUGAGAUGUCAAACCCUAAUCCAUCCUCUCACUACCCAUCAGAUAAUCGAACCAUAUAUAGUUAGAGUUGCUUCGGAUUCAAUCCGAAAAUUACUAUUUGUGACUUUUGAGGUAGGCAUCUUUAAUAUCAUCCUCGAGCAUGCUUGUGCCCAUCGUCUGUCUGUGCCACUAAGAUAGGAGAGGGAUUUCUUCUGCCAUGCAGGCUUACAUGAGACACCUGGUUCAGGAGGCACACCGCCAUGGGCGCGACCCACGCGAGGCCAACGGGGUGAUCGGCCGAGUCGCUCUUUGGCAGCAAGGUAAGCAAAUCUCAGAGUCGUUUUACAUUGAAUAGGGCUAAUCAGUCCGCACCAACGAGAGACCGAAAUUAGUUUACUGAGUGAAAGGUUGAUUGCUUCACUCUGUAUUCACUUAGACGGACAGACAGAGAGAACGGGCAUACUGAGUCAGAAGUGAUCAAUAGCUUCUCUCUACGCUCUUGCUUGAGAGAGAGAGAUAGAUAGAUAGAUAGAGAGGAGAGAGAGGAGAGAGAGAGAGAGAGCUUCUCGAGCUUUUAAGUUUAACAUGAUGGAAGCCCGGAUCCGCAGUAGAUCGAGAUCGAGAAUACAUGAGGUCGUGUGAUUGAGCAUACAAAAUAAUUCUAGUUACGCUAUUACUGAGUAGACAUUCGUUCACGUUAUUCACAGGUGCAAUGGUGCCACAAAUCGGAUAUGACUCCUCGUCGUCGCCUUCCACCACCUUCCUGCCCACCUGCCAGGAAACCCCAAUGACCCCGGCCAACCUUGCCGGCGGAUUCGACGGCGAGACCAUCCACGGCAACCUGGAGCUCGAGUACGCCGCCGGGUGGAUCCCCGAUCUGGCGGCCGAUCAGAACAACCAUGGCUUCUUCGACGACUGCUGA
Spirodela intermedia is the source of this 3537-nucleotide messenger RNA. Lineage: Eukaryota; Viridiplantae; Streptophyta; Magnoliopsida; Alismatales; Araceae. The record is from the annotation of a GenBank genome assembly.